Coniophora puteana RWD-64-598 SS2 is the source of this 225-nucleotide messenger RNA. RefSeq lists its product as uncharacterized. The transcript is spliced from 2 exons. The coding region runs from base 1 to 225 and encodes 74 amino acids. The record is from RefSeq and is a predicted model, not a curated record. NCBI's taxonomy places the organism in Eukaryota, Fungi, Basidiomycota, Agaricomycetes, Boletales, Coniophoraceae.
AUGCGUCAAGAACGGGUUUUAUACUGCCAAUCUUGGAAAUCCCCAGCUACCUCCAAGCCCGUUCGCAGUAAGGACCUGGCAUCGAGCACGUUGACCACUCGCCGCACUUCGUGGAGCUUAGUAGUUCAACAUCGUCUGCAAGAGAAGCCCUCGCUGGCUUUCCCCACUGUCUUAUGGGUGAAGCGCACUUUCAGACUCGGACACAGAGGGAGUGCGAUCGAAUAG